Lepisosteus oculatus (spotted gar) is the source of this 1966-nucleotide messenger RNA. Lineage: Eukaryota; Metazoa; Chordata; Actinopteri; Semionotiformes; Lepisosteidae. The record is from RefSeq and is a predicted model, not a curated record.
CGGGGAGACGGGCCGAUGAGGAGCGUGCCCCAGCGUGCCGGGGCGCCUCGCUAGCACAGCGCGCUGGCGGCCAGCCGGCUCCGGCACGGCGACGUCACAGCCCAGCUGGGCUAGAUAAAGAGCCGGGCUCGGGCUGGGGCGCCUCACUGGUGUCGGAUCAAGGCGAGGACGCGUCGGUCGCAGCUGCGGGAUCUCCUCUCAGAACAGAGCCUAGCUUUGCAAGGAGCCAGGAUGCAGAAGAUCACCCUGUUAAUGUGUCUGGGGGCGCUGCUGUCCCUGUCGAGCGCACAGCUGGAGCCCGAUCCCAACGCGGAGACGGAGGGAGCCGCCGAGGAGGAGACCGAACUCUUCACUACGCCCACAACCAAGCUGGCCGCCGCCACCGCCAACUUCGGCUACAGCCUGUUCCGGGAGCAGGUGAACCGGGACCCCCAGGCCAGCGUGUUCCUGUCCCCCCUGAGCGUGUCCGCCGCCCUGACGCAGCUCUCUCUGGGGGGCUCUGCCGAGGCAGAGAGGAAGCUGUACAGAGUUCUGCAAUACCACCACCUGCAGGACAGCCAGCUGCACAGCACCCUGAAGAACCUGCUGGCCAGCGUCACCUCCCCCAGCAAGGGGUUCAGCUCUGCCUCUCGCGUCUACCUGGAGAGGAAGCUGCGCCUGAAGCUGGAGUACCUCAACUCCGUGGAGCGCGAGUACGGCGUGCGCCCCAAGGCGCUGACGGGCUCCCCGCGCGGCGACCUGAAGGAGGUCAACGACUGGGUGAAGCAGCAGACGGGCGGCAAGGUGAACAGCUUCCUGACCUCCAGUCUCCCCCGCAACAUGGGCGUGCUGCCGCUGGGCGCUGCGUACUUCAAAGGUCAGUGGGUAACGAGGUUUGGCCAGAGCAACCAGAUGGAGUCGUUCCAGGUGGAGGGGUCGGCGCCAGCCCGCGUGCCCAUGAUGAAAGAGGACAGGUACCCCGUGAAGCUGGGCAUCGACUCGGACCUUCGCUGCAAGAUCGCACAGGUGCAGAUGCAGGGCGAUGUCAGCAUGCUGAUCUUCCUGCCCGACGACGUCACCCAGAACAUGACGCUGAUUGAGGAGAGCCUGAGUGCCGAGUUCGUGCAGGACACCGUGUCCGCCCUGCAGCCCGUGGAGCUGUCCCUGGCCCUGCCCGCCCUGCGCUUCAGCUACUCCGCCGACCUGCUGCCCCUGCUCUCUGACAUGGGCCUGAAGGAGUGGCUGGCCAAGACGGACCUGGUGAAGAUCACCUCCCAGCCCGCGAAGGUGGGCAGCGUGCGCCACAAGCUGGGGGUCGAGAUGACGCCCGAGGGGGGUCAGUCCGUGGCCCGAGCCCCCCACCCCGAGGGCCAGGCGCUGGGGCUGUCCUUCCAGGUCAACCGCCCCUUCCUGUUCCUGGUGCGGGACGAGCCCUCGGGCGCCCUGCUUUUCAUCGGGAAGGUGCUGGACCCCCAGAAACUGGGGCGGAUCUGAGCGGCGCAGCACACCAGACAUGGACGUCACGCAAAAAACAACCACGCGCAACAUAGAAACUACAGCACACGGCAUGCCUCAGCAGGAAACACGCAACACGCAGCACACAAUCCACGUCAAAUACAGCUUUUUACACUACACACAUUGCGAACUUGCAAAAAUGUAUAGAAACAAGUGAAACUCCCUAAAAGAACACGCAUUUCAGAUAAAACUCCUCAGCUCUCCACACGGGCUCAGAACCUCACGUUCUGCAAACCCCAGGAACACACCAGAGAACACUCCAACAGAACCGGCCCCAGGAGAGUACUGCAUCCUCCACCUCCGGCAGUGACCACCAGGGGGCGCCUUCCAAAAGAACACUAAGGGGGUGUUGCUGAACCAGCUUGGCUCCAUUCACAAAGCAAAGCCCUGGUGUUUGUUUGAGGUUCUCCAGAAGAAUGUCUUUUAAUGUAUUCUUCGACACAGUAAUAAAUAUAGAAAUAUCAAACCCUCA